GGGGUACGUGAGAGUGAGCUGGAUCGGUAAAUGAGGCAGACAGUGGUCUCUCCGGGUUGAGAAAAAAAAAAUACACACACACAUAAUGAGUCCCGGUGAUGUAUCACGAGGAAAGUACUUUCAGUGACAAUAGAAGUACAGGGACAAUAAAAAAAAUCAAUUCAAUGAUACAUCACCAAUGACAAAAUUACCUUGGAAAGUACACACGAGUGAAAGAGAAUUGGUUUAGUGUUUUCCUCGGACUAUGCAUCGUCGGGUUUAUUCGUACGAGCAAUCCGUAGUCACGUCGAUAGUCGAUACCCUGGGCUUUGGAGAGUAACACAGUGGCCCGGUCGCGUGUCCUCGUUGUCAAACCAACGGGCCUGACAGGCGGUAACUUCCACCCCCUCCCACCGUACACCGUCCUCAGCAUAACACUAGACCCCCGAGUAUCCCUCCUUUUCAAUAAUUUCAAGUUAUUUUCAAACUUGUUUAUUUAUGCCAAGUCAAUUGCCUCUUGUUGUUUAUAUUAUUGUGAUCAAGUGUGUGGUGCUGUGGGGGAGUGAGGGAUGAGGGCCGGGGGGAUAAUUCGGGUGACGAUUUGAGGGCAGAAAUGUUGAAGUUUGGCAGUAAAAACGACGUUACUGUGGUGCAUCGCGCCACUAUUCAAUUGCUCGACGACGCCGAAAUUAUCCACUGUGACUUUCAGCCCCAGCACAAAGGAAGGUACAUAUUCGAGUAUGUGUGCAAACAGCUCAACAUCAUCGAGACGGAUUACUUUGGGCUUCGUUACGCGGACCAGUGCAGGCAAAGGCAUUGGCUGGACCUGGCUAAAGCAGCGAUCAAGCAAGUAAAAGAUAUGGAGCCAAUUCUGUUCAGUUUUCGUGUUAAAUUUUAUCCGCCCGAUCCCCUGAGGCUCAAGGAAGAGAUCACGAGAUAUCAGAUUUAUCAGCAAUUGAAGAGGGAUCUACUGCAUGGCAGAUUGUGCUGCAGUCCUGGUGAGGCAGCGCUGCUGGCAGCCUGCAUACUUCACAGUGAGUUACGAAGCAAUGACAUUAACGAACUCGGGGAAUACGAUCCGGAGAUUCAUGUUGGUAACUACAUGUCCGAGUACAAGCUAUUGUUGAAGCAGACGGAGAGCAUUGAGGAAAAAGCUAUGGAGCUACAUCAGACGCAACUUAAAACGUUUACAGCGGAGCAGGCAGAGAUACAUUUUCUCAGGCUCGCUGCUCAACUUGACACGUAUGCCAUUGAUCCACAUCCUGUCAAGGAUCACAAAGGAACUCAACUUUACCUAGGAAUUAAUCAUCAUGGAAUUCUGACGUUCCAGGGCUCAAGAAAAACCAAUCAUUUUCGAUGGUCGGAAGUUCAAAAAAUUAAUUACGAGGGAAAAAUGUUCAUUGUUCAUUUGACUAUACACGAGGACUUGAGGACGAAGAAAAAACAUACCGUCGGCUUCAAGUGCCCAACUGGAUCAAACUGCCGCCAUAUAUGGAGAUGUGCAAUCGAGCAAAUGUUGUUUUUCACUUUACCGAGAGCCUCAGAUGCUCCGGUAGUUAGUGGAGGUUCAAUAUUCUCAUGGGGCACAAAAUUCAAAUACACCGGUAGAACAGAGCGUGAAGUACUCGAGGAAACGGCUGCCGCAGCCUCGGCGGGCUCUGCGGAGGCGUCAUCGUUGCGUAGCAAGGGAGACACACCGGUACAACGGUGUCAGACAACAGGACUCAGGAGAAAAGCAAGUAGUGUACCGGCAACACCGAGUACACCCAGCCAAGAUCUCAUUGAAAUUCGAUAUUCGAGCUUACCCCGAAGCUGUCAUAGUGCGGGUCUUGACGGUGCUGGUAUGUCUGAAUCAGGCUCGACAGGCCCUGGUACUGGGGUACCACUGAGCUCACCCUACUGUCCCGACAAUACAUUACCACUUCUCGAGACUGUAUCCGAGGACCAAGAAAUUUUUGCCAAAAGGAACAAUGCAUUAGACGAAAAUGAAAAAACGCAUGCGAGUGCCCACUACACCAUCACCACCUCAAAUCAAAUGAAAAAAGUGAAAUUUUCAAAGAGCACGUACGGCCGUCCACAGCCCCUGUACAGUCAAAAAAUAGUCAUUGGAUCGGAUGAAUUGAUAGGCCAAAGUAUAGAUAGUGUCAUUCGGCAAAAGAUUAAUUCACUGGAAAAGAGUCCCAAGGUUGUGAGAUCUACGGCAUUGAUAAUAAAGACAUCAAGAACCCCUGUGAAGCCCACGAAUCAUGUGAUCAAGCCAGUGAGCACAAUACCCGAAAUAAAAACCUACACAACGACUAUUGGACAGGCUAGUGAGACAAAAAUUGAUACAUCCAGCACUGUGCCAACACCAAAGUCUCCAAGUCCAUUGGUGGAGGUGCAGGUAAGCUCAUUGGAUGUGUGCGAUGCACCAGAAGUGUCAAAAAUUGCCUCGACAAUGAAAAACGAAUGCCCAGAGUUGAGUGUAAAACCAGCUGUCAACGGAAAUCCAUCAUCAGGAAGAUCCAUAACUCGACCAAUGGCAUUUGCACUGGCAAUGGCAUCAGCUGCUGCUGCUGCUGUAUCAACUAAUGUACGUGGAGCCACGAGCAUGAUAAGUGACGAUAGCAACACCAAAAAUGGACACGAUACGACAGGUAAGAGUUACAACUCGAAGGAAAUGAACAGAACUAACUCACUGCGAGUGGGAGGACCACCGGGUGAUGCAGACACGAAUGACUACUUCUUCAGGGAUUCGUUUGAUCACUCGUCCUCCGAGAGCCAACUUGUCGAUGGUAUUGGAAAAACACAUAGUAGAUCUGUAACACCUGUACCCAAAAUGCAGAAACUACAGAAUACAAAAUUAUGUCUCCAACCAGUUGGUAGUAGAACGAUGAUUGGGAGGGCUAAAACACUCAGGGGUAUACGUAUUGUACGUAUGUUCGUGUCAGCAUUUGUACUUACUGUCACUAUCAUGUUUAUCGUUAUUGUACUCGUGUUCGAGACAGACUCGAGUAUAUUUGACAGUUUACGUAAAACACCGGAAAUGGUUGCAUUCAAGAGCCAGUACUAUGUGCCCAUAAGGGAAUUUUUGAGGACCAAACUUGGCCUAUUCUGAUUAUCCGAUUGGCCGAUUACGAGACAUUCUUUCAUUGCUCGUAGUUGCUUAUUCGAGGUGAAUUUUGUGUGAUGAGGUUCGAGGAGAGAUGAUUGACUUUUCUUUAGGAUGAGAGGUUCUAUUGAAUUGACCAGGGAAUUCCACUUAUCUCCUUAUUACACUCAAGUACAAAAUUACGAUACUUUGGUAGUUUAUUUUCGGCUUUUAACAUGUUUUUCGUAAUAAUACGGUUGAAAAAAUUUCAUAGAGAAAACCCGCCGUUUGUCUGAUGUAUUGUAUUGAAUUUUAUUGGCACUGUAAAUUUCGACAAUUUACUUUCUUCUUUCGAGUCGGUGAAAGUCUAUCUUCUAUUCCUUGAAUUUUAUUUUUCAACAGAGGAUUUUCUGGGAAUGAAGUUCACGACACGUUGAUAUUUUGGGCAUGGAAACUUAUGAGUUUAUGAUUUAUUUAUUUAUUUAUGCAUUUUGUACAAAGUGUUCAGUCUUUUUCUUAAAUUGUCUUAUAAGAAAUACAGAAUAGAAAGGUAGAAAAAAACAAUGCAACAAAUAACAUCAGAAAAUUGCAAUUACGAAUGGAAUUAUCACAAAAAUUCAAUAUAAUUUAUCAGAGUGAAUUUCGCCAAGUUUUUCUAUCAAACUUUUUUCUAUAUAACAAUUGAACAGUGCCAAGAUGAAAGCCAAGGAGAGUCGCAGCAAAUUGUUAUUGCCGGGUAAACUUCCGAGCUCCGGAGGCAUGUGAAUUUUUUUUAUCUUUAUUUUAUGCGAGGCCUAUCUCCAAUGGCUAGAUUUUAUGAACAAAAAAAAAACAAAGUUGUAAAGGCAGUCCUGUGAGAACUACUUCCUAAACAGUUGGUAUUGAAAAAGCUGGCGAAGAUAUGAGGGGAUGCAACAAAAAGUAUAAAACGAAAAAUGUAAUACCUAGACAGAGUCAAAUAUUUUAUCAUGAGAAGCAAGAGAUAUUGUACCUAUGCAUCUAUAGGUGUAACUGGUUAGAUUCUAGAAGACAAAACAAACACAAAAUAAAGCAAACGAAAGGUAGAAGUGACUCUUCUCCCAUUUCAACGAAAAAAAAAAUAAAUAAAGCAAUUCAUCUUGUUUUUUGGUGUAGUAAAAUAUAGGUGGAUAAAAAAAAUGUUGAAUAAGUGUGAGAUUGAGUAGCGGAGGAAUAACAAGAAUCAUAAUCUUUGUCGUGCUAAAAAAAAAUUCGUGUCUUUGCUGUGCGAAAAAGUGUCGCAAGAUCAUGAGAGAUAAAAGUCUCCUUUAAAAUUUUACACGCAUACGCGAAACCGAGCGAGGAUUAUUAUACUUUCUGAGUUGAAAGAGUCAACCCAAUUCUGUACUCCGGUGAAAUGAUAAGAUGGAAAUUAAAUCUCUGGAGACGACGACGAGAUGUCACGAAGUAUUGCAAUCGAAAUGGCUUAAUUUAUGCAUUACAUUUGGAAUGAAGAAUUCUCCCAAUUGCUUUUGCUGUUUUAUAUAUCAGACUAAAAUGCCCUUCAUUUUUUCUCAUAAACUUUUCUCACGAUUUUGAGAUCUUGCGACUGAUCGGAAUAGCCAUGAAUAUUUCCUAAAAGUGCCUACGCUAUUCUAGAAUUUUUCGAGCGUCCCGCGUGUUCUUGGCUAAAAGUGCAAUAAAAAAGACGAAUAUCCGUUGUUAAUUUAAUCUUGAAUGAGUCGAAAUGAUACUGAAAGAAAGGAAAGAAAAUAUCUUAACAAUGAGACGAGAGUCUUUAAUUUUGUUUUUUGCAUUAAUGCAUGACCUAGCGAUGCAUCCAGAAUAAAGUACUUGGAAAUAUUACUUUAAAUCGCGUAGGAAUUUCCGCAAGUGUUCCUGCCCAUAAUGCAGUCGAAUGGAGAAUCAAUAUAAAUUGUAUAAAAUAAAACGGAUGUCAAUUGCAAUAUUAUCUAAUUUGUUUGAGCGAGGAUUGAGAGUUGUGUGUGCUUAUAUGUGAAUUUAGAGAGAUACAUUGGUAAAUUUGGAUAGCGUUUAUCGCUGUGAGACGAUUAACUAAUCUCAACCAUUCUUAGGUUUUGAAAUUUAUUGUAUAUUGUAAUUACGGGUGUUUAGAAGGGAUUGUGUUGACCCCAGAUUAGUUGAUCAUUGUUAUUUAUUGCUUUAAGGGGAUUCCACGAGAGAGGAAAAAUUGAAUAUCAAAUUUUCAUGAUCAAUGGAAUUAGAAAUGUGAGAAAUUGUGCAAUAUUAGUUACAAUCCAUUUGAACAUUGUGAAAUGUUCUUUUCUUCAUUCCCUGGCAUGUACGUAAAUAUUUCAUAGAAAAACUGUUUAUGUUUUUUAGUCGAUUCUAUUGAAACAUUCCGCAACUUAUUUGCAUGGUUGAAAAAUAAAUGAAAGUUUGCAAUGGAGAACAUUCUGCAAAAAUAUCAAUAGAAUAUUUCUUUUGAGGUGUUGUCUGUAGAAAUUCUGUAGCUUGAUUUUUAACGCUUUUUUGCUGAAAAGAGAAAAAAAAAUUGAACGGACAGAAUCUCCAAAAAAAAUCAUCCGGAGGAAUUCCUCUGAAAGAUGUCUCGACAGAAAAACUUGAAUAAAAAUGAAAGUCUACUAAUUUUUUUAUAACAUCGUUUUUAUGGUAUCUCUUAUGUCAGAAAGGGAAUGGUAAAGCUGCAGAAUCCGUCUAGAAUAUUCUCUAGAUUCUAUCAAAGUUUUCUAUGAAAUUUUUCCGUACAUGAGAGAACGAUAAUUCAAAGGAGAGAGGAUCUCCUUUAAGAAUUAAGACUAAAAUGUGCUUUUAGGGGAUUUAAAAGAGAAAUAUGUCGUGAUACAAAAUCAUAUGUAGAAGGAUCAUGGUGAAUGUUCAUUUUUACUAUUGAUUUCUCCAGUGACGUUCUCCAAGUGAGAAGAGACGGAAUAACAAAAGGUGACAGGAAUUGUCUAUAAUACCUGUAUGUGCAAGAGAGUCAGCGCCUUUCUAGUGCUAAUAAAGAUGACAAAAAAAAAACAUACAAUUGUAGAUGAAGUGAAAGGAUUUUUUCCGAAUCUAGGUUGGUAAAUGCUUUUAGCUUACAUAUCACAUAAUUAGUCAAUGGUAAUGGAUCCUCGUUUUCAAUUGAUGGAUAUUGUUUUUUGAUUAUUGAGAGACUUAACACCACGCCAUGACAAUGAUAAUUGACAAACAAUCAUUAAUCUCCGCGCGAUCAAUGCGCCAAGUAUUUAUUAACAAUUAUUUUGUAAUUCAUUUUCAAAAAAAAAAAUUAUUGAACGCACCUAUUGUGUCCGCAGAAUCCAGUUUUGUUCUUUGAUGAUAAUAAACAGUCUGGUGAGAGGAAAUAGACAGUAAUGUUUAAUUGAGGAGGGAUUUAACCCUAGUCUGAUUACUGUACGCGAUCCUGUGGCUUUUGGUCACCUCCGCAGGCAUUCGCCGUUGCGUUAAUUAGUCUCCAAUGUUGCCGAAUUCACUCUAUACUGACCGCGCGCAAUUUGACAGGCUGUGACAACAAUGCGCAGUGGACAAUUUCAUUUUGGUUCUUCCGGCCAUGGAAAAUUGUUUUUCUGCUUGUAUCAAAUGAGAAAAAAUUUCGCGAAAAUUGUAUUUGCAGUCGUUAUUUAUGUAAAAUAUGGUGUCAUAAAAUUUCCUUAAUUUUUUAAAUAUUUCGACUGACAAAUUGAAUUUUAUUUCAAUUUUGUGCAGGCAGCCAGUCAAGGCAAUUAAAGAAAUCCAACGUCUUGAGGUGAUUCUCUCAUACAGUGGCCAGACUAGGGUCAAUUAGUUCCAAGGUCUGUAAUCAAAAGAAACUAAUGAGAUAAUCUUUGUAUUGCUCUUGAACUUUUGUACGCUUAUUCUAGGGAUCUAGUCGUCUUAUUGAUUGUAAACGAAUUGCUAGGGUUAAAUUAAAAUGAUUAGGGGCUCGCACUUGCUGGAUAAUUCUCGAAGUGCUGAUAUUUACUUUAUUUAUUUGAAAAUGCAACAGGUUUAUUAAGUAUAAUUGUGAAGAGAAUAGACGGAGAAUGAUUUCAUCAUUUUUGUUUUAUAAAUUGAAUGAUCAACUCAACUAUUUUUUUAAUUCAAUGGAAUUAUUCUUGGUAAAACAGAGAGAGUUAUCCAGUGAGUAUGAGUGACAAGAGACUUAGCAGAUGGAAGAAAAAUUAAAUAAAAAAAAUGAAAAAGCCGAAAUUGAAAGAACUCAAGUGAAUUAAGAAGAAAAACCGAAAGAAUGAUAGAAUUGCGAUAUCAGAGGAUGAUCUCUUCAAGAUGUUACCAUAAAUCACCUAAUAAUUCCUCAGACACUUAAUAAUAAUACAACAAAUCAAAGAGAUCACCUUGUAAAGAUCAUCUCUGCACGAUCGAAAUAAAUUUGCACUUUUUCAAAAACUCAAUUGCCGUUUUAUCCAUUAUUCAUUAGUUCGCUGAACGAAUAAUCCCUGCGUUAACAAGAUAUUUAAUUUUGCCUGACGACAAAUUGUAAAUAAAGAGAACAUUAUAAACAAUUCAAAUAAAAGAAAGUAAAUAUGUGCGGCACGAAUGAUCACUGUAAAUUGAAUUUGAUUAUUUAAAAUGGGAGAUAAAACAAAAAAUAUCCAACGAUAA
Molecule: messenger RNA, 7618 nt
Organism: Diachasmimorpha longicaudata
Lineage: Eukaryota; Metazoa; Arthropoda; Insecta; Hymenoptera; Braconidae
Gene: Frmd5
Product: protein 4.1
Exons: 12
Coding region: 593-3076 (827 amino acids)
Cellular component (GO): cytoskeleton
Molecular function (GO): cytoskeletal protein binding
Source: RefSeq, a predicted model, not a curated record